GGACUCCAUAUGGAUAGGGCAUGGUCGACUUUGCUAUGGUUUGGUAUGGGGAUGGUCAAGGGCUCGUCGCGCGUCUGCUCGACGCCUCUUGCGGCAUGCAGCGUGCAGUAUUAGCAUCAGACCCAUUUGGCGGUGCUGUUCCCUUCUCCCCAUGGCACCAAAUCCCGGCCAGCCCAAUCCACAGUCCUCCCAUCCUCAAGGGUUCAGAAAAAUCUUGCUAGGCCCGUAAGUUACGCCGACCCAGUUCCAUUGCAGGGAUCCAGACCCUUCCCGCUGCCCAUACUGUCACCGUUGUGUUCCUUUGCGACGCCCGACAUGAGCCCGUCGUCAAGCUUCCUUUCGAAUUGGGCAGUGAUGAUCGCUGAAUACAUCGUACAGCCAUGAAGCCCCGUCCAGUAUGCCAAAAAUGCAUCCAGAAGAACCCGCUACU
Messenger RNA from Aaosphaeria arxii CBS 175.79, 430 nucleotides. RefSeq lists its product as uncharacterized. Bases 21 to 221 code for a protein of 66 amino acids. The transcript has a single exon. The record is from RefSeq and is a predicted model, not a curated record. Lineage: Eukaryota; Fungi; Ascomycota; Dothideomycetes; Pleosporales.